UACUGUUAAAUUUUAAUUUAUAAAAUUAUGUUUUUCUGUUAAGUUUCUARCAAAAAAUGCAAAUUAUUUUUGUUUACAUAAACAUAAUCAACAUUUUUCAAAAUAAAAAUGACUAAAUCAUCAAAAAUAUUGUAUCAAAAUAUUGACAACGAAAAUGAAAAGAAAAUGUUUAACAAACAUAUAUAUAAUAAUAUCCGACAAAACAAUUUAAACAUUAAACGCCAUCCCAGAGGCGGCCGGUCGUCAUCGAUGUCUAUAAUAAUAAUUGGUUUUAUUGUUAUAAUAAUCAUUAUAGUUAUACUUUUGACCACAACUGGCAACAAAUUUAGUGAAGACUAUUAUUUUGAUGAUUUAAAUCAAACAGUCGGACAACCGGGUGAUAGUGAACGCACAGGUGUUGAACCAGUUGUCAAUUAUAUGCCAGAGUUGAUGAGUGACGGCGACGCAAAAAUCGUUGACUGCGGUUUGCCGUCGGACGGCAUAUAUCCCGAAAUUUUUACAUUGAGUCCGAAUCCAUUGAAUCUGUACUCAAAUUGGACGGUAAACUUGCGGUUCAAAAUCCGACGACCCGUUCAAUGGAAUACUAAUAUUAGGAUAAAAGUAGAGAAGCUAUUGUUUGGCAUCGAUUGGCUACGGAUACCGAUCCCUUGUUUUCUCGAUUAUUUCGGAUCAUGUGAUUUCAAUAUUUGUAAAGUACAGCAAAUACAUUGGGACGAACAGCUAUGCGAUUACAUACAGGAGCAGCAAAACAUUAACUGCCAUUGUCCCGAUAUAUUCAAAUUAGACCAUUUGUAUCUUGAUCAAUUUAUCUAUAAGCCACGCAUUGAUCGUAUAAUGAAAUAUUUUUCGUGGAUCGCAUCGGGUUGGUAUAGAGUGACAUCAAAAGUGUAUAAUAAGCGAACCAAUUACCAGUACAUGUGUCUUAUGCAUCGAAUCAAAUUGGAUGCAUCGGAUAAUAGUGAAGAUAAAAAAUAAGUGAUAUAUUAUUGACUUAACAAACAAACAUCAACUUUAUGUUUAUAUAAUAUAGAAAUUAAAAAU
Molecule: messenger RNA, 1041 nt
Organism: Oppia nitens
Lineage: Eukaryota; Metazoa; Arthropoda; Arachnida; Sarcoptiformes; Oppiidae
Exons: 3
Coding region: 109-975 (288 amino acids)
Biological process (GO): lipid transport; ganglioside catabolic process
Cellular component (GO): cytoplasmic side of plasma membrane
Molecular function (GO): enzyme activator activity; lipid carrier activity
Source: RefSeq, a predicted model, not a curated record